CUGAUUCUCCAAGACGUCAAGCAGCAUUUCUACAUGUGAGCUAUCAGCGUUUCGUUGAAUUAAUUCAGCCUUUUACGCUGUGCUGUAGGCUACGCUUGCUUAAUUUGGUUUCGCCUAUUUAUUUAUUUAUUCCCGCAUCGAUAAUAAUGGACUGAAAGUCGCGGAUAAACAAUAACUACCUGCCGUGAUUUCGUGUUUGUAUAAAUGAUAGAGGAUACGAUGACACUGUUGUCUCUUUUGGGUCGGAUCAUGCGUUAUUUUCUGCUCAGACCAGAGACCUUGUUCCUCCUAUGCAUAAGCCUGGCUCUGUGGAGUUACUUCUUCCACACUGACGAGGUGAAAACCAUCGUUAAGUCCAGCCGCGAUGCUGUCAAAAUGGUCAAGGGGAAAGUGGCGGAGAUUAUGCAGAAUGACAAAUUCAGGGGUCUAGAUGUUCUGGACGCAGAGUUCUCCAAAACGUGGGAGUUCAAGAGUAACAAUGUGGCGGUGUACUCUAUCCAAGGCCGGAGAGAUCACAUGGAAGACCGCUUCGAGGUCCUCACUGACAUCGUGAACAGGAGUCACCCGUCUAUAUUUGGGAUUUUCGAUGGCCAUGGGGGAGAGGCGGCGGCUGACUUUGCCAAGGCCCAUCUGUCGGAGGCGUUGCGUCAACAGCUCCUGAGCUACGACCGGGAGAAGGAGAAGGAGAAGAAUGAGAGCAGCGGUGGUCUGUCCUAUUCCUCCAUUCUGGAGCAGCAGAUCCUGGCUCUGGACAGGGACAUGCUGGACAAGCUGUCAGCCGUCUACAACGAAGCAGGUACCACAUGUCUGGUGGCCCUGCUGUCUGAUAAAGAGUUGACGGUGGCGAACGUUGGCGACUCGCGCGGCGUGCUCUGUGACAAAGAUGGCAAUGCCAUCGCCCUGUCACAUGAUCACAAGCCCUACCAGCUCAAAGAACGCAAGAGGAUCAAGAAGGCUGGUGGCUUCAUCAGUUUCAACGGUUCGUGGCGUGUUCAGGGCGUCCUGGCAAUGUCUCGUUCGCUGGGCGACUACCCUCUGAAGAACCUGAAUGUUGUCAUCCCCAACCCCGACAUCAUGACCUUUGACCUAGAUAAGCUGCAGCCAGAGUUUAUGAUCCUGGCGUCGGACGGGCUGUGGGACGCAUUCAGCAACGAGGAGGCCGUUCGCUUCAUCAAAGAGCGCCUCGACGAACCCCACUUUGGCGCCAAGAGCAUCGUCCUGCAGUCUUUCUACCGCGGGUGCCCGGACAACAUAACCGUCAUGGUGGUCAAGUUCAAAGGUGCCGGUGGCAAGGCCGCAGAGCAGUAGACCUACUGAUACAUCCAAAUGAGAGAUCUAUAUUAUAUAUGAAUAUAUAUGUAUGUGUGUGCAUAGGUUUAAAAGAAAAGCGAAAACAAGCCGGCAGUUUUUGGAGUGAGAACUGUUUGUAUUGAAGAUAUUUACAGAAAUUAGCCAUUCGCCACCAUGAUGCAAACACUUAAAUGUACACCUACAAAUUCACUCACACUCUCGAACAGUCACUUGUUACGUUUUUUUCUUCAAUCCACAUUACGUAUCAUUAAUGUUUUUUAGUAAUUUUUUAAGCAGUCAUCCUCCAGGCCCUACACUGUGUUACUAUUUUGCAGAAGAGGUACACCAAGAUAUCAACAUAAUUUGAAGUCGAGACCAAGUUGCAGUGAUUUGUACAUCACUGAAAAAACCUUUAUCAGCAGAUAUCAUCUGAUUUGGUGCUUACAUACAUCAGAGCACCUGUAACUGAACACCUGUUUGGUUAGCCGGAGGGGCUAAAUAGUUAGGGGGGGGGGGGGGGCAGCAGCAAUCAAACAGACAGUGACUGAUUUGAUUAAGAUGGCAUUAGGAGAUGCAUGCUCUGCGGUCCUCAACAACGGACUGUUGCCUGCAUGAGUGUACCAUGUCAAAUCACAUUCAGUUUGAUUCUUCACUGUCACCCCUUGAUUUCUAACGUUGAUCUGUCGUUCUAAACAUUGGCCAUCUUGUCUGUCGGCUCCAUAGACAUUUAAACCUGUCAGCUCCCUAGCGCCAUGUUGAUUUUUGACCUGCAGUUGAGUACCCCAAAUGACUGCACUGAGAAUUGCAACUGUAUUUUGAAGUUCUGUAGUUUAUUGGUACUAAAUAUAAUAGAUAUCGUUCCUCAUUCAUGCAGACUACUAAUGAUGUCAUCUAUGCCUGUCUGUCGACAACGAUCUGUGGUCAUCCGUCUGCCCAGAAUACAUUUCUUUAACUCUAAUCCCAUGUUAACCCUGAUCUGGGAAUCACUUUGACACUAGUUGCACAAAUGUUUGCACCGUGCUGUUAUUAUUGUUAUGCCUGUCUUUUUUCAUUAAUUAUACAAGUUGAUUUUCACAUGCGUGGUGGCAUUCUACUGUUUGAAUACCCGACACGUCUUUAUUCUGAUCAUUGGCAGCCGAUUGUCUUUCUGAAGUUGGGUUUAGUUCUAUGGACUCAUGCUCCCUCGACAUCAGGGACUGUCACUGUCUGUCAUAUAGUACAGCUUACUUUAAGUUUAUUUCUGUAAACUGACAGACUCAAAACGUAAUAUGAAGCCUUUGAAUGAAAUAUUUACCUGUUGCCUUAUUUUUUUUAAUAUACAUUUCCUCAUGAAUUUGUUGCCAAAACUAACUCCUUGGUUUGUUAUGUUCGUUAAACAUGCACAUCGCAUGUAGAUAUAUCUCACGUGUAGAAUACCAUCACAGAUGUCUCCGUGAGACAAGGAAGUGUGACAUGAAUGUACAUACAGUGCCUUUGGAAAGUAUUCAGACUCCUUGACUUUUUCUACAAAUUGUUACGGUACAGCUUUAUUCUAAAAUUGAUUAAACAAAUAAAAUUCCUCACACAAUACCCCAUAAUAAAGGAAAAACAGAAAUACCUUAUUUACAUAAGUAUUCAGACCCUUUGCUAUGAGACUCGAAAUUGAGCUCGGGUGCAUCCUGUUAACAUUGAUCAUCCUUGGAUGUUUCAACAACUUGAUUGGAGUCCUCCUGUGGUAAAUUCAAUUGAUUGGACAUCAUUUGGAAAGGCACACACCUGUCAAUAGAAGGUCACACAGUUGUCAGAGCAAAAAACAAGCCAUGAGGUUGAAGGAACUGUCCGUAUAGAGCUCUGAGACAGGAUUGUGUCCAGGCACAGAUCUGGAGAAGGGCACCAAAAAAUGUCUGCAGCAUUGAAGGUCCCCAAGAACACAGUGGCUUCCAUCAUUCUUAAAUGGAAGAAGUUUGGAACCACCAAGACUCUUCCUAGAACUGACGGCCAAGCCAAACUGUGCGAUCGGGGGAGAAGGGCCUUGGUCAGGGAGGUGACCAAGAACCCUCAGGUCACUGACACUUAGGUCACUGGUUUGCCUUCCAACAGGACAACAACCGUAAGAACACAGCCAAGACAGUGCAGGAGUGGCUUCAGGACAAGUCUCUGAAUGUCCUUGAGUGGCCAGAGCCAGGACUCUCUGGAGGGACCUGAAAAUAGCUGUGCAACAACACUCCCCAUCCAACCUGACAGAGCUUGAGAGGAUCUGUAGAGAAGAAUGGGAGAAACUCUCCAAAUACAGGUGUGCCAAGUUUGUAGGGUCAUACCCAAGAAGACUCAGUGCUGUAAUCGCUGCCAAAGGUGCUUCAACAAAGUACUGAGUAUAGGGUCUGAAUACUUACGUGAACAUUCAGUUUUUAAUUUUUAAUAAAUUAGCACUUUUUUUAAAUUAAUUUUUUAUAAACUUUUUUUGCUUUGUCAUUAUGGGGUAUUGUGAGUAUAUUUGAGGGGGGGACAAUGUAAUUUUAGAAUGUAACCUAAAAAAAAGUGGAACUAGUCAAGGGGUCUGAAUACUUUAUGAAGGCACUGUACUGUUCCCAUGUUAUCCUCUUCCUCCACAUCUGCAAUGAAGAAAGCAAUGCACCAACUCUUUGGUUUAUUAACAAAAGAGGUAUUUUACUAGAUUAGUAUGUUUGUGCUUUUUCAGUUUCGAAAUAAUGUACAGUGGGGAGAACAAGUAUUUGAUACACUGACGAUUUUGCAGGUUUUCCUACUUACAAAGCAUGUAGAGGUCUGUAAUUUUUAUCAUAGGUAGACUUCAACUGUGAGAGACUGAAUCUAAAACAAAAAUCCAGAAAAUCACAUUGUAUGAUUUCUAAGUAAUUCAUUUGCAUUUUAUUGCAUAGCAUAAGUAUUUGAUACAUCAGAAAAGCAGUACUUAAUAUUUGGUACAGAAACCUUUGUUUGCAGUUACAGAGAUCAUGCGUUUCCUGUAGUUCUUGACCAGGUUUGCACACACUGCAGCAGGGAUUUUGGCCCACUCCUCCAUACAGACCUUCUCCAGAUCCUUCAGGUUUCGGGGCUAUCGCUGGGCAAUACGGACUUUCAGCUCCCUCCAAAGAUUUUCUAUUGGGUUCAGGUCUGGAGACUGGCUAGGCCACUCUAGGACGUUGAGAUGCUUCUUACGGAGCCACUCCUUAGUUGCCCUGUCUGUGUGUUUCGGGUCGUUGUCAUGCUGGAAGACUCAGCCACGACCCAUCUUCAAUGAUCUUACUGAGGGAAGGAGGUUGUUGGCCAAGAUCUCGCAAUACAUGGCCCCAUCCAUCCUCCCCUCAAUACGGUGCAGUCGUCCUGUCCCCUUUGCAGAAAAGCAUCCCCAAAGAAUGAUGUUUCAACCUCCAUGCUUCACGGUUGGGAUGGUGUUCUUGGGGUUGUACUCAUCCUUCUUCCUCCAAACACGGUGAGUGGAGUUUAGACCAAAAAGCUCUAUUUUUAUCUCAUCAGACCACAUGACCUUCUCCCAUUCCUCCUCUGGAUCAUCCAGAUGGUCAUUGGCAAAGUUCAGACGGGCCUGGACAUGCGCUGGCUUGAACAAGGGGACCUUGCGUGCGCUGCAGGAUUUUAAUCCAUGACGGCGUAGUGUGUUACUAAUGGUUUUCUUUGAGACUGUGGUCCCAGCUCUCUUCAGGUCAUUGACCAGGUCCUGCCGUGUAGUUCUGGGCUGAUCCCUCACCUUCCUCAUGAUCAUUGAUGCCCCACGAGGUGAGAUCUUGCAUGGAGACCCAGACAGAGGGUGAUUGACCGUCAUCUUGAACUUCUUCCAUUUUCUAAUAAUUGCGCCAACAGUUGUUGCCUUCUCACCAAGCUGCUUGCCUAUUGUCAUGUAGCCCAUCCCAGCCUUGUGCAGGUCUACAAUUGUAUCCCUGAUGUCCUUACACAGCUCUCUGGUCUUGGCCAUUGUGGAGAGGUUGGAGUCUGUUUGAUUGUGUGUGUGGACAAGUGACUUUUAUACAGGUAAUGAGUUCAAACAGGUGCAGUUAAUACAGGUAAUGAGUGGAGAACAGGAGGGCUUCUUAAAGAAAAACUAACAGGUCUGUGAGAGCCGGAAUUCUUACUGGUUGGUAGGUGAUCAAAUACUUAUGUCGUGCAAUAAAAUGCAGAUUAAUUACUUAAUCAUACACUGUGAUUUUCUUGAUUUUUGUUUUAGAUUCCGUCUCUCACAGUUGAAGUGUACCUAUGAUUAAAAAAAUACAGAUCUCCACAUGCUUUGUAAGUAAGAAACACUGCCGAUUUUGCAGGUUAUCAAAUACUUGUUCUCCCCACUGUAUGUUACCAAAUGUUUAUGUGGAGUUUGUAUUUGUUUUUGUUGAAUUUAAGAAACUGUAAAAAAUAUAUAUAUCUGUGUAUUUUAAGAUAAAAUCAAACCGAUAACAAUAAAAGGAUUAAUGCUCAUA
This is a messenger RNA of Oncorhynchus nerka (sockeye salmon), 5714 nucleotides long. RefSeq names its product protein phosphatase 1L-like. Gene Ontology annotation, molecular function: protein serine/threonine phosphatase activity; cation binding. The record is from RefSeq and is a predicted model, not a curated record. Gene Ontology annotation, cellular component: nucleus; cytosol. Gene Ontology annotation, biological process: peptidyl-threonine dephosphorylation; positive regulation of canonical Wnt signaling pathway; negative regulation of canonical NF-kappaB signal transduction. Lineage: Eukaryota; Metazoa; Chordata; Actinopteri; Salmoniformes; Salmonidae. The coding region runs from base 205 to 1308 and encodes 367 amino acids. The transcript is spliced from 4 exons.